AUGCUGAGAGCCUUCCACAUCUUGAAGAAAGCCAAACUCGAUGGGGCCCAAGAGAAAUUUAACACCUACGUGACGCUGAAAGUGCAGAACGUCAAGAGCACCACCAUCACUGUGCGUGGUGCCCAGCCAUGCUGGGAGCAGGACUUCAUGUUUGAGAUCAACAGGCUGGAUCUGGGGCUGACAGUGGAGGUGUGGAACAAAGGGUUAAUCUGGGACACCAUGGUGGGCACCUUGUGGAUCCCCUUGGAAAACAUCCGCCAGUCUGAUGAGGAGGGGCCGGGGCAGUGGCUGACCUUAGACUCCCAGGUCAUCAUGGCUGAGAAUGAGAUCACAGGCACCAAAGACCCCACCUUCCACCGCGUGCUGCUGGACAGCCGAUUUGAACUGCCAUUAGACAUUCCAGAGGAUGAGGCUCAAUACUGGGCCAAGAAACUGGAGCAGCUCAACUCCAUGAGGGACCAGGGCUAUACAUACCAGGAAGAGGAGAGACCACUUCAAGCACCAUCAACACAAUGCUGUAACUGGAGUCUGUGGGGAAACCAGCAAAAUGAGGACCCAGACAGUGCAAUGGACGACAGAGACAGUGACUACCGCAGUGAGACCAGUAACAGCAUCCCCCCUCCCUUCUACACCAUGUCUCAGCCCAACACCUCCAUGCACCAGUACCCCAUCCUGAGAGACCAGCGCUACUCCUCGCACACCUCCUACAAUGGCUCCAUCCAAGAGCUGGACUAUGACAACCAUAGAGCCAUCAGAUGCUAUGAUACUUUAGACUCAGCCACCAACGGGCACAGUGAUCUCGAUUCAGCUUCAGGUUCAAGCCGGCACACCAGCCGCCAGUACACUCUAGACAGUAGGCACUCACUCUCCAAUAGUCCUACAGGCAGCAGUCACUAUGCCUCCUCCGGGGAGCUGAGUCAAGGCAGCUCCCAGCUCAGUGAGGAGUUUGGCCCAGAGGUCCAGGGGAACAUGAGGGGCUCUGUGGAGCUCUACGAUGAGGACAACGCCUACCACUCCUGUCACUCCUCUGUCAGCUACGGCUGGGAUCCCGACGCGACCGAGGAGGUGUACAGUGACGAGGGGGGCUACAUCAAAGAUGACGAGGAGGAGGGUGAGCUUUAUGAGCCCGAAGAUGGAGAGGGGGAGUAUGACUAUGAGAGAGAGGAGGAGGAGGAGGAGGAGAUGGACAGCACGCUAAGCGAGGAGCUGCACUACUCCCCCUCCCCUACAAGCACGGCUUCCACGCUGGCCCCCAAGGCCUCCAUUGCCAGGCCUCCUCUGGAGAAACAGGCCUCCCUGAGAGAGCAGCAGCCACAUCCCCCCACCCUGGUUCCCUCUUCCCUGGCCCCCACCUCUCAAGCCCACUCAAUGCUCCCUUUCCAGCCCCCUGUCACCACAGCCUCCACCAAGCCUACCUUCAUCCCAAUGAUCCAUCCAUCCCUCAUCCAGCCCCCUGCUCCAGAUACCCAGCCCCCUGCUCCAGAUACCCAGCCCCCUCCCCCUGCUCCAGAUACCCAGCCUCCGGUGUUUGAUGCCCUGGAUGACAUCCACCUAGACAUCCAAGUGGAGGAGCCUCUGACUUUAGAGGAGGAGGUCCCUGUCGUAGAGAGCCUCCCAGCAGAUGUCCCCCCAGAGAAGACCCCGGUCGUCAGCUAUCAGAGGCCCAUCAUGGAUCCUGGUCCAGACAGGGCUAGGGCCAACUGGCAACGGCUCUGCAGCAAGGUCCGACUACAGCUGCAGCAGGCUCGGGGGGAGUCCGUUGGGAUUUGCUCCCUGUUGCUAUCAGCAGGGGUGGGUGGUGCGCUGAAUAGCAUCGACAGCAUGCCGGACCUCCGCAAGAGGAAAGCCAUGCCUCUGGUCAGGGACCUGGUCAGUGCUAUGUCCCUGGCUCAGAACUCCAGGAAGGCAGGGUUCACAUCAGCUAUGGCGUCCAGCACUCUCAAUAACGAGGAUCUGAAGAGCCAUGUGUACAAGAAGACCCUACAGGCUCUGAUCUACCCCAUCUCCUGCACCACACCCCAUAACUUUGAGGUGUGGACGGCCACGACACCCACCUACUGCUAUGAGUGUGAGGGGCUGCUGUGGGGCAUCGCCCGCCAGGGCAUGAGGUGCACCGAGUGCGGGGUCAAAUGUCACGAUAAGUGCCAGGACCUACUCAAUGCUGACUGCCUGCAAAGGGCAGCGGAAAAGAGUUCUAAGCAUGGGGCAGAGGACAGAACCCAGAACAUCAUCAUGGUUCUAAAAGACAGGAUGAAAAUCCGAGAGAGGAACAAGCCGGAGAUCUUUGAGCUGAUCCAGGAGGUGUUUGCCAUGGUCAAGGUCACUCACGUCACCGACAUGAAGCAGAUCAAACAGAGCGUACUGGAUGGCACCUCCAAGUGGUCGGCCAAGAUAAGCAUCACAGUGCUGUGUGCCCAGGGCCUCCAGGCGAAGGAUAAGACAGGCUCCAGUGACCCCUACGUCACGGUCCAGGUGGGCAAGACCAAGAAGAGGACCAAGACCAUCUAUGGAAACCUCAACCCUGUCUGGGAGGAGAACUUCAACUUUGAGUGCCACAACUCCUCGGACCGAAUCAAGGUGCGGGUGUGGGACGAGGAUGAUGACAUUAAGUCUCGGGUGAAGCAGAAGUUCAAAAAGGAGUCAGAUGACUUCCUGGGUCAGACCAUCAUCGAGAUCCGCACGCUGAGUGGAGAGAUGGAUGUCUGGUACAACCUGGACAAGCGUACAGACAAGUCAGCCGUGUCUGGUGCCAUCAGGAUGCACAUCAAUGUAGAGAUCAAAGGAGAGGAAACAGUCGCUCCAUAUCAUGUCCAAUACACCUGUCUGCAUGAGAACCUCUUCCACUUUGUCACAGAUGUGCAGAGUUCUGGUGUUGUGAAGAUUCCUGAUGCUGAAGGGGAUGAUGCGUGGAAGGUGUACUUUGAUGAGACUCCUCAGGAGAUAGUGGAUGAGUUUGCCAUGCGCUACGGAGUGGAGUCAAUCUAUCAGGCUAUGACUCACUUUGCCUGCCUGUCGUCUAAGUACAUGUGCCCUGGGGUGCCGGCGGUAAUGAGUACCCUGCUGGCCAACAUCAAUGCAUACUACGCCCACAGCACCCAGGCCACCAACAGCGUGUCUGCCUCUGACCGUUUCGCCGCAUCCAACUUCGGGAAAGAACGAUUUGUGAAGCUCCUAGACCAACUCCACAACUCCCUUAGGAUUGAUCUGUCCAUGUACCGGAAUAACUUCCCAGCCAGCAAUCCUGAGAGGCUGCAGGACCUCAAGUCUACUGUGGACCUGCUCACCAGCAUCACCUUCUUCAGGAUGAAGGUACAGGAGCUACAGAGUCCCCCUAGAGCCAGUCAGGUGGUGAAGGACUGUGUCAAGGCCUGUCUCAACUCCACCUACGAAUACAUCUUCAACAACUGUCACGAACUCUACAGCCGCGAGUACCAGACAGACCCGUGUGCCAAGCUAGGAGUGGUCGUUCCAGAAGAGCAGGGUCCCAGCAUCAAGAACCUGGACUUCUGGUCCAAACUCAUCACCCUCAUCGUGUCCAUCAUAGAGGAAGACAAGAACUCCUACACACACUGCCUAAACCAGUUUCCUCAGGAUCUCAACGUGGGUAAAAUCAGUGCUGAGGUGAUGUGGAACCUGUUUGCUCAGGAUAUGAAGUACGCCAUGGAGGAGCAUAAAAAGAACAGGCUGUGUAAGAGCGCAGAUUACAUGAACCUGCACUUCAAGGUCAAGUGGCUAUACAACGAGUACUGCAGAGACCUGACCUUCUUUAAGAGCCGUGUGCCUGAGUACCCGGCGUGGUUCGAGCCAUUUGUCAUCCAGUGGUUGGACGAGAACGAGGAAGUGUCUCGAGACUUCCUGCAUGGUGCACUGGAGAGGGACAAAAAGGACGGGUUCCAGGUGACUUCAGAGCAUGCUCUAUUUUCCUGCUCCGUGGUGGAUGUCUUCUCUCAGCUCAACCAGAGCUUUGAGAUCAUCCGCAAGCUGGAGUGUCCCAACCCCCAGAUCAUAGGCAACUGCAUGAAACGCUUCGCCAAGACAAUUGGCAAUGUUCUCAUAUCCUACUCGGACAUUAUCUCCAAGUGCUUUGCUAACUACGUCAACAUGGAGAAAGUGCCAUGCAUCCUGAUCAACAACAUCCAGCAGCUCAGAGUUCAACUGGAGAGGAUGUUUGAGGCCAUGGGAGGAAAGGAUCUGUGCAAGGAGGCCAGUGACUUCCUGAAAGACCUGCAGGUGAAGCUAAACACUGUGAUGGAUGAUCUCAGCAGGAUCUUUUCUGUCAGUUUUCAGCCACAGAUUGAAGACAAUGUGAAGCAAAUGGGAGACAUCCUUGGCCAGGUGAAGGGGACCAACGUGGGAGCUAACAACUGCAGCAGUGUGGCCCAGGAUGCUGACAAUGUUCUGGAGCCUAUCAUGGAUUUCCUGGACAGCAACCUGACGCUGUUUGCGAAGAUCUGUGAGAAGACGGUGCUGAAACGUGUUCUGAAGGAGCUGUGGAAACUGGUGAUGAACACUAUGGAGAGGACCAUCGUCCUGCCCCCUCUCACCGACCAGACGAUGAUUGGGAGGGUGAAGCUUGCUUGUCACAGUGAUGGAACUCAGCUCAUCUCCAACGCUGCCAAGCAGCUGGGACAGCUCUCCAAGAUAAAGGAGCACAUGGGUCGUGAGGAGGCCAAAGCCCUGUCCCCUAAACAGUGUGCUGUGAUAGAACUGGCCCUGGACACCAUCAAGCAAUACUUCCAUGCUGGAGGGGUGGGUCUGAAAAAGACCUUCCUGGAGAAGAGUCCUGACCUGUUGUCUCUACAUUACGCCCUGUCCCUCUACACCCAGGCCACAGACAAACUCAUCAAGACCUUUGUUGCAUCUCAGAUCGCACAAGUUUUCCACAGGAAGGGGUUGAAGUUCACGGCUAGUGAUGAUGUGUAUCCAGAGAAGGGCUCUGGUGUGGACGACGCCGUGGGAGAGGUGUCUAUCCACGUGGAGAUCUUCACCCACCCCAACACUGGAGAGCACAAGGUCACCGUCAAAGUGGUGGCAGCCAAUGACCUGAGGUGGCAGACCACAGGGGUGUUCCGUCCCUUCGUUGAGAUCUACAUCAUUGGUCCUCAUCUUGCUGACAAGAAGAGGAAGUACGCCACCAAAUCCAAGAACAACAGCUACGCCCCCAAAUACAACGAAACGUUCACAUACGCCCUCAGUAACGAGGUGGGCACAGAGUGUUACGAGCUGCAGGUGUGUGUGAAGGACUACUGCUUCGCCCGGGAGGACCGUACCGUGGGCAUAGCCGUAAUGCAGUUGAAGGACAUGUCCUCUAGGGGCAGCGUGGCGUGCUGGCUCCCCCUGGGGAAGAGGGUCCACAUGGACGAGACGGGCCUCACCGUCUUCCGCAUCCUGUCCCAGCGCAACAACGACGACGUGGCAAAGGAGUUCGUCAAGCUCAAGUCAGAUCAGCGCUCUCCCGAGGAGGGCCGAGGAUGAGAAGUCUUUAUUUGCUCAGCGCCAUCUACAGGCUAGGAAGUCCUUAUGCGGACUGACUGCAAAGCCAAACUACUGCCCUGAUUUUUGAGUGUUGGUGAAGCACAGAGAAACAGUUCUUUACUAUAGUACUGUUCAUACAUCUUAUUGAAGAGGGCAUGUGAUACCAUCUACAGGCAUUGUCCUGGUUGUCUUGAAAGCACCAAUAUCUUUAUUAUGAAUAUAAUGAAUCAUGUAAUUUUGCAUACAUAUAUUCAUAAACACAACAAAGUCACAAAACAGACCAACUUACUACAACACAUUCACACAAAGAGAGUUUAAAUGGAUAGUUUGGGAUUUUAUCUACUUUCCCAGAGUCAGAUGAACUCGUGGAUACCAUUUGUAUGUCUCUGUGUCCAGUAUGAAGGCAACUAGAGGUAGUUUCGCGAGCCAGUGCUAAAUAGCUUAGCACAAAGACUUGAAUUCCUUAUGUGGAAUUAGUCGAGGAGACAGCGCGAAGAGUUCACGUCUUUGUGCUAAC
Messenger RNA from Oncorhynchus masou masou (cherry salmon), 5992 nucleotides. Its product is annotated as protein unc-13 homolog A-like. Gene Ontology annotation, molecular function: calcium ion binding; diacylglycerol binding; calmodulin binding. Bases 1 to 5475 code for a protein of 1824 amino acids. Gene Ontology annotation, biological process: synaptic vesicle priming; synaptic transmission, glutamatergic; neuromuscular junction development. The record is from RefSeq and is a predicted model, not a curated record. The transcript has 46 exons. Lineage: Eukaryota; Metazoa; Chordata; Actinopteri; Salmoniformes; Salmonidae. Gene Ontology annotation, cellular component: presynaptic active zone cytoplasmic component; terminal bouton; neuromuscular junction.